AUGUACGGUUUCAGUCAAAAAUGCCCCUUGGGUUUUGUCAUCGAGAACUUUAACCAAAUUUCAUGCUAUAUCUGCAAUAUAUGGUGCAAAUUUUGUUGUGUCGACACAAAAAGACUGUAUCAUGUUCACAUGAGCUACUGCAGAAAGCUAAAAAAAAACUUAAACAUGUGCGAUAUUAACACAACUCUCCUCAACUCAAUUCAAAAGAUUGAGGUUGAUCUUGCUGAAAUCAAGCAAGCAUUGCGCGAGUUUCAAAGGCAAUUCAGCAAUCAAUUUGCGCCAGCAGUCAGUGCGGAAUAUCUAACUACAAUGCAACUGUUGUGA
Molecule: messenger RNA, 324 nt
Organism: Phycomyces blakesleeanus NRRL 1555(-)
Lineage: Eukaryota; Fungi; Mucoromycota; Mucoromycetes; Mucorales; Phycomycetaceae
Exons: 5
Coding region: 1-324 (107 amino acids)
Source: RefSeq, a predicted model, not a curated record